Messenger RNA from Ahaetulla prasina, 2675 nucleotides. It is a transcript of the gene E2F8, whose product is annotated as E2F transcription factor 8. The record is from RefSeq and is a predicted model, not a curated record. Gene Ontology annotation, molecular function: DNA-binding transcription factor activity, RNA polymerase II-specific; RNA polymerase II cis-regulatory region sequence-specific DNA binding. Lineage: Eukaryota; Metazoa; Chordata; Lepidosauria; Squamata; Colubridae. The coding region runs from base 186 to 2480 and encodes 764 amino acids. Gene Ontology annotation, cellular component: RNA polymerase II transcription regulator complex. Gene Ontology annotation, biological process: regulation of transcription by RNA polymerase II. The transcript has 13 exons.
AUCCGAACGAUGAAGAGCGGGGAGAAUUCUCAAGCUUGGAAGCGAAGAAGGAAGUUUGGUGGCGGGGUGUUUUGAGGGCUGUAUCGUCCGAAGUACAUAGAAUGCUAAAAUGUUAUCCCAGCAUAUAAGCCAACAUAAUGUUUAAUUGAACAAAUGUAUACAAGGCUGAAGCUAAUAGUGGCAGUAUGAAUAAAGAGAACAAGGAAAAUCAAUAUUUUGGAGUGUGUGGAAGCCCAGUCAAAACUCCUCUAAAACAAACAGUUACCCCCAACUGGCUUUUGGCAGAGAUCCAGCCUACUGCUUCUGACCACCUGACAACACCACCAAAGCCCAAUGAAAGCACUUCUGGUGAUCCAUGGACCCCAACCGCUAACCUUAAAAUGCUGAUUAAUGCGGCUAGUCCUGAGAUUAGAAAUAGAGAACAGGAGAAAAAAUGGACAGAUAAUAAAAGUGAAAGCCUUGAGGAUCAUUUGUCAGGAGAUGAAUAUGAAAAGCCUCAAACAAGCCGUAAAGAGAAAAGCCUUGGAUUGCUGUGUCAUAAAUUCUUAGCCCGCUAUCCUAGUUAUCCUAACUUUUCUAAAAGUAAUGAAAUAUGUCUUGAUGAGGUAGCAGAAGAUCUCAAUAUUGAGCGCAGGCGUAUCUAUGACAUAAUGAAUGUAUUAGAAAGUCUUCACAUGGUGAGCCGACUUGCCAAAAACAGAUAUUCCUGGCAUGGCCUUCAUAAUCUUAAAAAAACACUGCAGGCUUUGAAAAAAGUAGCUGAGGAAAACAAGUACUUGCAACAAAUCAAACUGACUAAACAAGGAAAAAAUGGGCAAGAGAUUGGAAUUACUGGUCACAAUAUUGAAUGGAUGCCAAUGCACGCUAGGUCAAAUUAUCAUACAGACUUUGUGGAACUUCCUGGGAUGGAACUUCAAGCAGCUUCAGUAAAUAGUCGUAAAGACAAAUCUUUAAGAGUGAUGAGCCAGAAAUUUGUAAUGUUGUUUCUUGGGUCAUAUCCCCAAGUUGUGAGUCUUGAAGUUGCUGCUAAAAGUUUGAUUGGCAAAGACCAUUGUGAAUCACUGGAUAAAAGCAAGUUUAAAACUAAAAUUCGAAGACUGUAUGAUAUUGCUAAUGUUCUCAGUAGCCUUGAGCUCAUCAAGAAGGUUCAUAUUACAGAAGAGAAGGGACGCAAGCCAGCAUUUAAAUGGAUAGGACCAAAUGUUUUUUCUGAUAUUAAAGAUGCCCAGCCAAAACUGGAUGCAAUACCAAAUCCAGUGGAAGAUAAACCUUUUAAAGAGUGUUGUUCUAAGAAUCUCUUCCCUACUAAUAGCAAACCAAAUUUCACACGGCAUCCAUCUUUGAUAAAACUGGCAAGGAAUAAAGAAAAUGAUGAGAGAAAGAGUCAUUCAGCUCCAGGCAGCCCUGUUAAAAAAUAUUUAGGCUCAAAUCCUUCAACUAUUCCAAGCAAGAUGGCUCAACUUGCAGCAAUAUGCAAGCAACAAUUAGAUGAACAAUCAAGGGAAUUUGAAAAGAUAAAAAAGAAAUUGGAGCACACUUCAUCUUCUGAAUCUUGUUUGAAGCCCAAAGUCUUGUUGCCUUCUCAAGCUACAAACUUAUCCCUGACCUCCAACUCAAUACUUUCCCCUGUCCUUUCUACUGUACCACAUGCAGCAUAUCUGAAUCCGUCCCAAGUAGUGACAACAUACCCAAAUUACAUGGAAUAUCCUGUUUCUACUACUCAUAUGACCAAAAUUAAGUCUCCCGUGGAAGCUCUUACUGAAACAUUUACUAAAGACAGUUUUAACGAUUGGAAAAAGGCUGAAGAGCUGCCACUCUGGCUAACUAAAGAACCCAGUGGAACAACAGAUGACAUGAUAUCUGGGAAAUGUUUUAAAAAAUCUAAAUUGCUAUUAGAUGAUAGUCCAAUUAAAAAAUGCAAGAGGAAAAAGUUGGAGCUUCAAGAUUCACUGCUGGUCCCCAGUAAAGUGGCUGCAUCCAGUAAGGGGGAAACAGAGUUGUGUCCAGUGGAAAAGAAAUCCUACAGUUCUCCUAAUCUAGGUCAAAUUCCAGUGACAUCUAAUUUCCCUACUUUUCAUGUAACACCUCUUAACUUAAUACUACCACCACCUUCUGUAGCCACCACAUCCUCAGGGAAUGGGGCUGCUGAGUCAGUCCAUGUUAACCCUACCCUGCCUCAGAGCACCUUAGUUCUGAACAUUAUGCUACAACAGUUAGGAAUGAUGCCAGCCAAUGUACAGAUGUCUGCAGAUCACGUACAUCGAUCUGCUUUCAUUUGUCAAGGAGCAGAACAUGUUAGCCCCGUUCCAGUAAGCGUAGGAUUGCAGCAGACAACCGUAUUACUAAGGGAUUAUCGAGAUUUGCAUGGAGAAUUGGUUCCAACCACUCCUCAGGAGACCAGUGUUUCUGUGACAUUCAAAGAUUCUAAGAAAGGCAAUGAAACGUCAAGUGAUCCAAGCCUAGAUCCUGGCUCUCAUUGAUCACCUUAUGAAUCAGAAGGAAUUUUCCCAGAAACAUUGCUAAUGUUGAAGAAUACUUGGUGGAUCAACAGAAUAUACAUACUGCGUCCCCACCUUCAAAAAAUAUAAUUGCAAUACUUUGUUUCUGUCACUUUGAAAUUGUUCUUUGAAAUUGUUUUUAGGCCUAGGAAUGUCCCCCCCCCCCGCCCCGUGCUG